This is a messenger RNA of Linum trigynum, 1155 nucleotides long. NCBI's taxonomy places the organism in Eukaryota, Viridiplantae, Streptophyta, Magnoliopsida, Malpighiales, Linaceae. The record is from the annotation of a GenBank genome assembly.
AUGGCGAGAAUGGUUUCACUACAGCAACCAACCACUCAGUCUCACCAUUCUUUCUCUCUUCUCACUUCAUCUCUCUCUGAUUUCAAUGGCGCACGACUCCAAUCUCAGCUCCAGUUCAAGAGAAAGCUGGGUAUGCAAAACAAAGGAGCAUUUCAGGUCAGUGCCUCCAGCAGCUCCAAGAACAUUCUGAUCAUGGGUGGCACUCGAUUCAUUGGUAUCUUCCUGUCCAGACUUCUUGUUAAAGAGGGCCACCAGGUGACCUUGUUUACUAGAGGGAAGGCACCGAUUGCCCAGCAAUUACCUGGGGAAUCAGACCAGGAUUUUGCUGACUUCUCAUCUAAAAUAUUGCAUUUGAAAGGAGAUAGGAAAGACUCCGACUUUGUGAAGACCAGCCUUGCAGCCAAAGGCUUCGAUGUUGUCUAUGAUAUCAAUGGACGUGAGGCUGUCGAAGUUGAACCCAUCAUAGAAGCCCUACCAAACCUUGAACAGUUUAUUUACUGCUCUUCAGCUGGAGUCUACCUAAAAUCUGAUCUCUUACCCCACUGCGAGGUAGAUGCUGUUGAUCCCAAGAGCAGGCACAAGGGGAAGCUCGAGACAGAGAGCUAUCUCGAAUCGACGGGAGUCAACUGGACAUCUAUAAGGCCAGUCUACAUCUAUGGACCUCUAAACUACAAUCCUGUAGAGGAAUGGUUCUUCCACCGGUUGAAGGCUGGUCGCCCCAUCCCAAUUCCCAACUCCGGCAUCCAAAUGACCCAGCUCGGCCAUGUCAAGGAUUUGGCAAAAGCAUUCAUUACAGUGCUUGGGAAUGAUAAGGCCAGCAAGGAAGUGUUCAAUAUAUCUGGUGAGAAGUAUGUUACGUUUGAUGGGUUGGCUAGAGCAUGCGCCAAGGCUGGUGGGUUUCCAGAGCCUGAGAUUAUUCAUUACAAUCCGAAGGAGUAUGAUUUCGGGAAGAAGAAGGCAUUCCCAUUCCGCGACCAGCAUUUCUUCGCGUCCAUAGACAAGGCAAAACAUGUCCUAGGAUGGAAGCCAGAGUUCGACCUGGUAGAGGGCCUGACAGACUCAUAUGAGCUAGAUUUCGGGAGGGGAACGUUCAGGAAAGAGGCUGAUUUCACGACGGACGAUAUCAUUCUUGGAAAAUCUCUUGUGACAGCAUAG